AUGGACAAGGAGACCAAGGCUGCCAUUGCCGAAGCAAAAGCCGAACCCACUACUGAGUUAAUUCUUCAGCCUGGUCAAACCCUCAAUAUUUACCUGUGCGGACCCACCGUUUACGACCAUAUUCAUAUUGGAAAUUUACGGCCAGUCAUUAUUUUUGAUGUCCUAUUUCGUCUCUUGCUGCACUUAAGCAUUCAGGUCAAUUAUAUCCAAAAUAUUACCGAUAUUGACGACAAAAUAAUUGCCAGAGCCCAAAAAGAGAAAAAAAACGAGUCAGAAAUUAGCCGACAUUAUGCGAAAUCCUACUGGGCUAAUUUAAUUCGUUACAAUGUUCUAUUUCCUACUCAUUGGCCGCAAGUAAGUAAUUAUAUCCCCCAAAUCCAAGAUUUUAUUAGUUUAUUAGUCAAAAAUGGUUCAGCUUAUCAGCGAACCGGAGAGAUAUUUUUUCGGGUAGAGGAUAACUCUGAAUAUGGCAGGCUUUCUGGGCAAAAUCUUGCUAAAUUGAAAGAAAGAACCCGGGAAAUUACUUCG
Messenger RNA from Racocetra fulgida, 528 nucleotides. Lineage: Eukaryota; Fungi; Glomeromycota; Glomeromycetes; Diversisporales; Gigasporaceae. The record is from the annotation of a GenBank genome assembly.